GAAGACGCAGCUUCAGGCGAGUGACAUCACUUCCGGAAGUGACCUCACGAAAACAGGAUGUUUGGACGCGAGAACUAGGAAGUGGCUGAUGGUGGCGUGCAUAUUGUAAGGAAAGAAGAAUAUAGCUUUUGUAUAAGAAUGCGGCCAUUUGAAUAAUCUUCUUUGCUCUUACUACGGAUCAGGACACAGCACCACUUUUAAAGUUACUAAGACUUAACAAGCAUGUGUUGAGUCCUUAAGUGCAGGAAGCAUUGAAGAAAGCAAAAAUGGAUAUCUGUAAUUCUUUUCACCAGGAAUCAAAUACUUCUGAAUCAUUGAGUCUUCCUAAUGUUUUGACAGGGGAAACCCUGGCCAUUGCCCUUAAUCCAAAUAUUCCUGCAGGGAAGAUAUACUUGAAUGGGACAGAAGCUUUGGUCAAAGGCAUCGAUAUUCCCAUUCCUGUUAUGGGGUCUGUAAACAUGGUACCAUUGGUUCAUAUAGUGGAAUCUUUGGGUGGUCUUGCACUUGCACCCACACAGUCUCAGGCUUUAUCAUCCAUAUUGUUGCCAGUGGAUGUUAUAAAGGAUCAACAAUUGCAACAUACACUUCCAUUAAAUGAAUUUAUAAGAGUUCUAUCAGAUGAACAAAUAGCAUCGGCAUCAAUGCAACAUGACUUGGAUAUUGGUUUGGUCAUGCCAUUGUGCUCUGAAACCGUGCCCACAAUACUAGAUGUCCGGGAUAUCUCAGGUGAGAGCGCAUUGGUUAUUGAAAACGUUGCAAUACAACCAUUCUCAGAAAGCUGCUAUUCAACUAUUGCAGCAACACAGAUGUGUUCUUCAGAACUGGUUGCUUACUUGCAAACCGACUCCACAGGUCCUUUACUUGAAGUGAGUCCUCUUCCACCUUUGAUGCCGAGCUCGGAGACCGUAUUAUCUCCAGCGAUUACAGGGCCCAUUACUUCCACAGUGCCAAUUGUGUCUAAAUAUACUGAAGAGCUGUUUCCGUUUGAUGAUAUCUCUGAACAAGUUGAAAGUGAUCUUCAAGAAAAUGAAAUGUGCGACGAAACCCAAACCACAGCUGAGUUGGUGUCCAUUGUGGUGGAUCUACAGAAGAAAGAGCGGGCUUUUCAACAAAGACACAGAAGGCACUGUUCAAAGCUGGAGGUCAUGGAGGGUGUGGUUGAACAACUCAAGAACGAAAACUUGAUUUCUGAUGAGAAACUUAAUUUUUUACAAAUGGCCAGUCUCCAGUCUAAUGCACUACCAGAGAGCGGCAACUCUUUUGCAAUUGUUUGCCAAGAAGAUGAUCAGACCUUCCUGUACUCACUCCCUUUGCUUCCAGAAGAAGAAAGUCAGACCGUUUUUCAGAUUGAUGAGCAGUAACCGCAAAUGCUUUGGGAUUUAAGAUAUAAGCCAUACUAGUCAAACCACUGUUGGAAAUAUCUUUUAUCCUUUUUAAAACAGAAAUACCAUCAAUGACAGAUUUUUUUUUUAACCUUUAAUCAUCUUUUUAGGUUCAUUCUAAAGCAGGUUUUUGGGAUUGUUGUGAUUUUUUUUUUUUUUUUUGUGCUGGACUUAUCAGGAGCUCUAAUCAACAUCACACAAAUUGUAUAAGAGAUCUAUUUUCACUGCAAAUAAAUUACGUGACAUUAAAUCAAAAAAUGAUUUACCCUAUUAUCACAGAGCAUAUAUUAUGAAAAUGAGUUUUACAUGCCAAACCUAUUAUUAAAUGUAUUAUUAGCAACUGGAGGGCAGAUUUUGCCAAUGCAAACUUUUUAGAAAAUACGUUAUAAAGUAUAUUACAUUUAACUACUUAGGUUUUAAUGUCCCCACCACAUAAGCAGGAUAAAUCCACACUAUCCUAUAUACACAUUUGCUUUGAUAUUCUAACAACUCCAAGUUUCUGAUGUUAGUGAUAUUGGGAUCCCUGUAUAUUUAUUUGCUCUGUUAAGAGAGUUGUUGAAAUAAAAUAACUUUUCUUAGUGAAUACGUAUUAAAACUUGGAAUACCUUUUCAACAAAAGGAGCUGCAUUUUUGUAAAAUGUUUCCAAAAGGUUCGUAUCUGGCUGCUGAUGUUUACCUUUUAAUGAUCAACUUUGCUAAUUACUGUGCUUUAUUGCCUUGAUUGUUGUGAUGAAAAGAUAAAUCUAUUAUGAUAAAUAUUUUCUUUUA
Messenger RNA from Xenopus laevis (African clawed frog), 2150 nucleotides. RefSeq lists its product as uncharacterized. The record is from RefSeq and is a predicted model, not a curated record. The transcript has 3 exons. NCBI's taxonomy places the organism in Eukaryota, Metazoa, Chordata, Amphibia, Anura, Pipidae. Bases 267 to 1361 code for a protein of 364 amino acids.